AUGGUUUACAAGGAUCACAAGCUUUACCUAUUAAGCGCCGAAUGUUGUAGUUUCAUCAAAAUCUUUGAUUUUUCUGGAGAGACACCACGAGAGAUCUUUCGUUGUGGUGUUGAGUUGAAAACGUUAUGGUUACGUGGUAAGGCUUUUCUACAGAUUGAUUCAUGGUGUGUCGAUGAGACGAAGCUUGUGGUCACGGUAACAGGAGAUGUCCUCAAGGUUGAAAGAAGGAGAAGACCUAAGUCUGGAACGGUGUCGUUUCGUGUCUACAGGUUUUAUACGUCAUCGGGGGUUUUCAAGAAAUAUGAGAGAGUUGUUUCUUUGGGGGACGAAGCAAUGAUUUUCGAUCUAGGCGUCACUGUGGUCGCCGAUGAUGAGAUUGAGGGUAUCAGAAGAAACUGCAUCUAUUUCAAUCGCAGUCAUAAUAGGAUGAACAGAAAUGAUGUUUCUCUCUUCAAUCUCGAGACGCGGAAGAUGGAGCCACUGCACAUGUUUGAUGGUUCGUCAGUUCAAGUCUCUAGUGUUCGAUGGUUCUUACCAAGUUUCACUCAGACAUGA
This is a messenger RNA of Microthlaspi erraticum, 555 nucleotides long. The record is from the annotation of a GenBank genome assembly. Lineage: Eukaryota; Viridiplantae; Streptophyta; Magnoliopsida; Brassicales; Brassicaceae.